GGCCUUUGUCGCAGUUUGAGCAUGUGUUCGCGCCCGUUGGAAAGGGCUUCCAUGAGAUUGUUCUGCGCUGUUCGGGCGCGUCAAUGAAGGCGCACUAGUUAGUAUCGCUGGGCUUCAAUAGAUGAGUAAGAGGAUGCGAGCAGGGCGCGCAAGGGCUGGCUGGGCCCUGGCGAGUCUCUUCGCACUCGCGCUUCUACUCAUGCCGGUGUUGCUGCUUGCGGCCGAGGGCGACACGCUGUCGCGCGCUGGGAGGUCGCUGGCAGAAUACCGUCCGCAUGCACUGGAGAGCAGCGCCUCCGCCGGCGACGGCCCGGGUCCGCUGCUGGUGACGCUGCUGGACGGGCGGGUUGUGGCGGUGGUGCCGGACAGCGGCCAGGUGUUGUGGAGCUACGACACCGGCUCACCGCUGGUGACUGUCAAGCAGGGCCACGCUAUGUCUCCGGGCGUGCGCAUCUUCCCGGGGGUGGAUGGAGGGCUGUACGCCUACGGAGCGCUGGCGCCCGCAGCACCGCCCGGCGGCGGCGGCGGCGGCAGCGGCGGCGGCUCGGGAGCGGAGGGAGCGGACGGAGGCGGGCCGGGGGCGGAGGGCGAGGCUGAGGGCGCCAGCGGCCCGCCCGGGACCAAGCUGGAGCGCCUGCCCAUCACGCUGCCUGAGCUGGUGGACGCCUCGCCCUCCCUCACCGACGACGGCUCCGUCAUCCUGGGCCGCCGCCUGACGCGCGUGUACGUGCUGGACCGCGACAGCGGCGCACUGCUGCAGACGCUGGCGGAGGGGGGCGGCGCGGCGGCGGCUGCGGCAGCAGGAGGAGGAGGAGGAGGAGCGGGCGGAGGGCAUUUCGCUGGCUUUGAGGACAUGCCUGUGCUGCAGCUGCUGGACCCGGGGCGCACGGUGGUGGUGGGGAGGGAGGACUACGUGGUGCGCAGUGUGCAGGUCCAUACAGGCGUGGAGACCUGGAACGCCACCUAUAGCCGCCUCGUUAACCUGAGACCGCCCGGCAGCAGCAGCAGUAGCAGCAACACGCCCGCGGCGGCUACAGCCGGCGGCUUCCCGCCGCGAGGGGCGGGGCAGGCGGCGGCGGCGGCGCUGCCGGAGUUCACGGUGGGCGCCGACCACACCCUUCAGGCUCAUGACGCCGCGUCGGGCAUACGGCGCUGGGCAAUCGCGUUCGACACGCCGCCCGUUGGCGUCUUCGCCGCGCAACACGGCGACACAAACUACCUGGACCCAACCGUCGUGGCCGGCGGCGGCGCCGGCAGCGGCAAGGUGGCUGCCGGCGGCGCAGCCGCCGCCGCCGCCGCCCGGCGCGGCGGUAAGGGCGGCGCAGCCGCCCCCGGCGGCGCACUGCCGGCGGCGGCGGGCGCUGCCGGCGGCGGCAAGAUGGGCAAGGUGCUUGUAGGUCAGCUCAAGGGCAGUUUAUAUGCGUUGCCAGCGGAUCAUGUAACGCUCGACGCUUCGCUGGAGGCGCAGCCCUGGGGCGCAUUGGCGCUGGCGGGCCCGCCCGGCGGCGGCGCCGCCGGCGUGCCGCAGCUGCCCGCCGCCGGCGGCGCCGCCGACAACGCCGUCGCCGUCAUUGGCGGCGCCGGUACGGCCACAAGUACGACGGACGUGGUGACGUACAUGACGGACGCGGACAGCGGCGAGGGGGUGGUGUCUGGUCUGGUCUGUCCGCCUGGCGUGCAUCUGUUGGCGUUUGUGGAUGAGCCGCCGGCCGAGCGCCCGCCGCUGCCGUGGCUACCAGACGCCGCCAAGGCGGCGGCGCGGUCCGGCGGCGGCGGCGCGCUGGCGCCGGCCGCGAAUAUUGGUGGCGGCGGCGCGGCAGGGAAUGCCAGCGGCAGCGGCGUGGGUGGCGGCGGCGGGUCGUGGGCGGCGGGUGGCGGCGGCGGCGGAGGGAGCGUUGUGGUGGUGGUGGCGGCGGGCGUGGCGGGCGCGGCGGCGGUGCUGGUGGUUAUGCACGUGCGCGGUGGCGGCGCCGCCGGCAGCACCGCCGCCAGUACUGGCAAGGCUGGCGGUGGCAGCGAUGUCGGCGGCCUCGCGGUGGAGGCGGUUUCUGCAAACGGCGGCGGCGGCGGCGGCGCGUACGGCAAGGUCGGCAAGGGAGCGGGCGGCGCGAGGGCGCAGCAGCAGCAGGGCCAGCGCCGCAAGAAGGGCGGCGCUGGUGGCGGCGGCGGCGGCGGCGGUAUCCGCUCGCACCGUAGCAGCGACGGCGGCGGCGGCGCGCUGCCGGCCAUUGAUGAGGAUGCGGAGGUGGUGGUGCCGCCGCCGCCGGGGCAGCUGGCGGCGGUGGCGGCGGCGGCGGCGGCGAUGCCGCCGCCGGGCUCGCCGACGCCGGCCAAUGCGUCGCAGCACCUGCCGAGCGCGGAGGCGCGCGUGCGGGUCAACCCGGAUGGAUCGCUGCUGAUCGGCCGCCUUCGCGUGGGCCCGGCCAUCCUGGGGUACGGCAGCUCGGGCACGGUGGUGUACGAGGGCUGCCUGGACGGGCGGCAGGUGGCUGUGAAGCGCCUGCUGCGCCAGUUCACGGAGCUGGCCAGGAAGGAGAUCGAGGUGCUGAUCCUGUCGGACGAGCACCCCAAUGUGGUGCGCUGCUUCGCGCUGGAGGAAGACCGCGAGUUCGUGUACUUGGCGCUGGAGAGGUGCAGGUCCACGCUGUGUGACUUCCUGGCCACACCCGCCGGCCGCAGUCAGUUCGUGGACCCCGCAUCCAGGCAGCCCACAGCCAGGUGUACGGCGGCCAUGCUGGACAUCUGCCGGGGUCUGGCGGCGCUGCAUGAGCGAGGCAUCGUGCACCGCGACCUCAAGCCACACAACGUGCUGCUCACAGAGACGCUGGGUUCCUGCGGCUGGUCCCGCGCCAAGCUGUCCGACAUGGGGCUGUCAAAGCAGCUGGUGCCGGAGCAGUCCUCAUUCCACCUGCUGGAGAGCUCCACACACGGCGCCGGCGGCUCCAGCGGCUGGCAGGCUCCGGAGCAGCUCAUCGCGCGGGGCGGCGGCGCGGCGCGUCAGACGCGGUCCAUGGACGUGUUCAGCCUGGGCUGCAUUCUGUACUACUGCAUGACAGGCGGGCGCCACCCCUUCGGCGACAACACCUACGAGCGGGACGCAAACAUCCUGAACGGCGCGCCAGCGGUGGCGGCGCUGGCGGCGGCGGCCGGGCCGGAGGCCGCCAACCUGGUGUGGGCCUGCCUGGCCAAGGACCCCGCGGCCCGCCCCUGCAUGGCGGCGGUGCUGGGCCACCCGCUGUGGUGGGGCGAGGAGCGGCGGCUGGGCUUCCUCAUUGACCUCAGCGACAGGAUUGAAAACGAGGAUCGCGAGCCCGACCAGUCGCUGCUGGAGGCGCUGGAGUGCCACGCACGUGUGGCGCUGUCGGGGCCGGCGGUGGCGCUGGAGGGAGCGGUGGCGGCAGGGGGCGAGGCGGCGGCGACGACCUCCAGUGCAGGAGGUGCCGCCGCGCCGGCGCUGCCGCCCGCCAUCGCGGCCGCGCUGGCGCCCAUCCCCAACUGGGGCGCCGCAUUGCCGCCCGAGCUCCUUGGCAACCUGGGCAGAUACAGGCGCUACGACUACACCAGCCUGCGCGACCUGAUGCGUGUGGUGCGCAACAAGCGCAACCACUUCCGGGAGAUGCCGCAGCAGCUGCAGGCCAUGCUGGGCCCCAUUCCGGGCGGCUUCCUGCGCUACUUCGCCGCGCGCUUUCCGCGCCUGCUGCUGGCCGGCUACGCCUUCAGCCUGCGGUACCUGGCGGCGGAGCCCAACCUGCAGCAGUACUGGGGAGGAGGCGGAGGAGCAGGAGGGGGAGGAGCAGGAGGAGGCGGCGGAGGAGGCGGCAGAGGCGGAGGAGGAGGGGGGAGCAUGGGCGGCGCGGGCGAGGCGACCACGGGCGCGGGCAGCAGGCAGCCGUUCGUGCAGACGUUCGUGUCCGUGUACGGCCCCAACCUCCGACCCAUCAAGACGGCACUGGUACUACCUGCAACCGCCAACAGUAACGGCAUCAACGGUAGCAGUAGCACCAGCAGCCUCUCAACGGCCGCAGCCGCCAACGGCAGUAGCAGCGCCGCGCCAGCGGCGCCGGCGGCUGCAGGCGGCGGUAGCAGCGAGCGAGACGGCACGAGCGGAGGCGCCGACGCGAGCGGUGCGGAAGGGGCGGCGGCUGCAGGCGGCGGCGCGUGGGGUGCGGUGGCGGUGGCGGCGGCGGCGGAAAGAUCCUUGUCUGCGUCGUCCACGGAACCGACUCCAGCAGAGGCGGCAACGGCGACGGCGGCAAAUGCCACGCCGUCCAACACGCCCAGCAAAGCAGCCAAGAGUAAAAAGCAACCAGGAGGAGGUGGCGGUGGCGCCGCCGCCGCCGCCGCAGAGCCGCAGCAGCCGGGCACACCGCCGCCGCCGCCGCCAGCAGCAGAAGCAGAAGCAGCAGUAGCGCCCUCCACCGCCGCCGCACCCUCCACCCCUGCCACGAGCACCCCUGGCGCCGCAGCUACAACCGCCGCCACCCCCGCACCUGCCUUCUCCUCCCCCGCACCCGCACCCUCCGCGCCCGCACCCUCCUCCUUUGCUACAGCCGCCGCCGCCGCCUCUGCUACUGCCGCCACCGCCUCCAACACCACCACCGCCUCCAACACCACCACCAACAACAACAACAACAACAACAGCAUCUCCACGGCGGUCCUGGUUGGCUACGAGCCGAGCGGCGACGACGGCGACUGCCACGUGCGCGAGUUUCCUCGGCGGCCGGGCAAGCAGCUGUGCGACUUUUAUGUCAAGACGGGUCACUGCAAAUUCGCAGACACAUGCGUGUUCGACCACCCGGUGGAGCACGCCGUGCGUCUCACGGCGCUGGGUCUGCCGCUGCGGCCCGCCGAGCCGGUGUGCACCUUUUACCUCAAGAACAACGAGUGCGGCUUCGGGCCCGCCUGCAAGUUCAACCACCCCAUGCUGAGGCCCGUGUUCGCCGGCUCGGCUGCAUCCGACGCGGCUGCGGUGCCUGCUGGGGCAGACCAGUAAGGAGCGCGCGCAUGUAAACAGUCAUCAGCGGCGGCGGGCGCCGAGCGCGCGUGAAGACCGAGGCGGCGGGCAUCCGGGGUCGCAGUUUGUGCAAGGCUGCUUGGAGCCUGGGUGGGGUGGGCUAAGCCAACGGUGUUGACUCAAGUACACCCAUGCGUGGGUGCUACGGCUUACGUGCGGAGAUAGGGGCGGCCAGCCCUACCUUGCUUGCGGACGAUGUGGGGGCGGGCGUCAGGGGGCGGUGAAGUCGCAGGAAUGCGGGAUAGCUGGUGGUUGAAAGACAAGACACAGACGCCUUGUGAAGUACUGGAACGUGUGCAUGAGGUUCAUUGGCGGCGGCAUGAAGAGUGGGAGCAACAGCGGCCCGGCCCUGCCGGCAGCGCAAAAGCAACGUUAGCAGAGAAGACCAUAUCAGCAGGGCACUGACUACCUACUUGAGAUUGCAUGGGUUCGCAAGCGGGACCUGCUGACGUGGUGCAAGGAUUUGUGUAGAUUACGAGGAGGCAGCAGCAGGCAACGUGCGUGACGCUGGGGGGUUGUGUGGACGUGACCCGAGCGACGGGCUGGGUAUGUAUGUGUGUGGGGUGUCUGGAGGUGUGGGGCGCUUGCGCGUGUACAUGUGCUUGUGCUUGAUUGCAUUUGCAAAAGGUGUGCGGGAAAGAGGGGAAUUGAAUGACAACUGGACGCAGCAAGUGAGCCGGACAAGCACGGGAGCAAGCUGCGUGAGUGUGUUGCGGCUGGUGGUGAGCGCUAGUGACGAGCUGGAGAGCUAGAGGCCGCGCCACACCGGCAAUGCAUGGGUGCACUAGCAAGAAACAUGUGACUUGGCAGUUUGCCAGUACAUUGGCAUGCAUAUCGCAACCCACAACUAGGCGCCCCACAUCUGACGAAUGAAGAGGCGCAGGCCGAACAGCAGCAGUACGGUAAGCACAGGUCUGUGUUACAUUUGGAGGAGCCCGGCUUCCCAGCAGGUCUUGCACUCCUUUCGUUGCCUCAUUGUGGCAUGCAAUACGCUUCAGUCCAGCAAUUGAUGAGUUCAGUGGAUGCGUUUUGUCCUUGUGCCGGGCAGCACACGUGCUGACUCGGGUCCUACCUGGACUCCUGCCUGGGUCCCGUCCUAACUCGUGUGUCUUGUCCUAAGACCCAUCUCCUAUAAUAUCCAUCUACAACUGCCUUACAAGUCUUACCCACCUGUCUAAGCAACAGGCCGUACAUACACACGCGCAUGCAAGUGGAUGGGAUCACGAAUGCACAACCAAAGUACGUAUGGUCACAGCUGGCCGGCCUAUCCUAAGUAACCACAU
Molecule: messenger RNA, 6297 nt
Organism: Chlamydomonas reinhardtii
Lineage: Eukaryota; Viridiplantae; Chlorophyta; Chlorophyceae; Chlamydomonadales; Chlamydomonadaceae
Exons: 21
Coding region: 200-4993 (1597 amino acids)
Biological process (GO): mRNA processing; IRE1-mediated unfolded protein response; protein phosphorylation
Cellular component (GO): IRE1-TRAF2-ASK1 complex
Molecular function (GO): metal ion binding; ATP binding; RNA endonuclease activity
Source: RefSeq, a predicted model, not a curated record